GCAUUUCAACAAUGAAGCCACUUUUUUAGCAUUUCAACAAUGAAGUCUUUUUUCUUCUUAAUUUUGCAUAUUUCAACAAUAAAAUAAAAGCGCUCUAUUUUCCAUGACAAACCGUUUUUCCCUUUGCGUGUGAAUUUUUUUUAUUUCCUUUUUUUUCUCUCUGUCUCUUGAUAGUAAUGAGCCAAGACAAAGAAGUCAUCACAUCAUCUCAAUUGAGUUUUCCUUAUGGCGGGCAACCAGAUAUAAUUCGCGCAAAUCAAAAGGAUAUUUACUAUACAGCCAUUAUUAAAGAACAGUUAUCCACUAUUAUACAACAAUUCCUUGGCACACGGUUUCAACAUUUAUGGCAAAAGGAGAUCAAUACUCUUUCUGAUGUAUGCUAUUAUAGCUUGACUACCUUGUUGGGAUCACAGACAUUAGGAGAGGAAUACUGUGAUAUUGUACAGAUUAAUAAUUCAACUUUAACAUACCCAAGAUGGAUGCAUCGAGCCUGUCUUGUCUUUGCACACUGUCUAUUGCCUUAUAUUUAUUCCAAAGGCAUAACAGAAUUAAAAAAGCGAUCAAGACACGAAGAAGAAGGAUCAAGGAAGGAAAGAGCAGUUCAGUUAUUAUCCAAACUGCAUGAAACUGCAUCCAAAUACAUACAGCCUAUUCAUUUAGCUAUAUUCUACUUUAUUGGUGCUUAUUACAAUUUCUCAAAACGGAUGACGGGCAUUCGAUAUAUCUUUACGAGACGAUUGGGAGCAUUUGAACAAAGAGCAGGUUAUGAAGUAUUAGGAGCAUUGAUAUUUAUCCAAUUGGGCAUUCAAGCCUUUUUAGCCAUACGUAAAAGAAUGGAAAAUAGCAAACAAGUAAAUCAAGAUGAUGAAAAGCAAGUAGUUGUGGCAGAGGAUGACUUUGAUUUCAUGGAUGACAUUGUAGAGGAAAAAAAUUUAACCUAUGAAGAACUUCAACUAUUAAAAUGUGCUUUAUGCUUGGAAAAAAGACAGUCGACGACGAGUACACCUUGUGGACACUUGUUUUGUUGGAGCUGUAUCAUUGAAUGGUGUGAAAAUAAGCCAGAAUGCCCACUUUGUAGAAGUCAUGUCAACAUUUCUCAUGUGUUUCCACUGCACAACCUUUAACUUUAUCCUUAUUUGCUGGAAAAUGUUAUCAUAUCGACGGAUAAUCAUUACACCGGUUUAUUCUGUUUCAUCUUUGACAUGGUUGUGAUAGCAAUGACAAUGGAUAAUGAUAAAGAAGAUACAUUUUGCUAUAUAGAGUUUUUACAGCAAUUACUUCUUUUUUUCUCUUGGAAUUUGAAAUCAU
Messenger RNA from Rhizopus microsporus ATCC 52813, 1308 nucleotides. RefSeq lists its product as uncharacterized. The transcript is spliced from 5 exons. Gene Ontology annotation, molecular function: zinc ion binding. Gene Ontology annotation, biological process: protein import into peroxisome matrix. Gene Ontology annotation, cellular component: peroxisomal membrane. The record is from RefSeq and is a predicted model, not a curated record. Lineage: Eukaryota; Fungi; Mucoromycota; Mucoromycetes; Mucorales; Rhizopodaceae. Bases 177 to 1124 code for a protein of 315 amino acids.